CAGAGGGAUGCGGGGUGUGAGGUGUGAGGUGAACUUAGAGUGGUGAAGGACAAGAUAGCGGGGUGUGGGGUGUGAGGUGUGAGGUUAUGAGUUUUUUAUUUUUCAUGCUCAGUGUGUAUUUAGGGAUAAUUUGAGAAGAUAGUGGGGUUUUCUUAGAAAUUGAGAAAAUUUGAAUUAGAAGUUGUGGUGCACUAAAAAUAUGGAGUGAACAAAGAGAAGUGCGGGAUUUAAAUAGAAACACUCUUAAUAUUAUCCGACAGAAAUUAAUCAGUACAGUCCAACGUACCAAACGAACCUUAAAUUCUUCUAAACUGCUAACAGAAAUGUUCAUAGAAAAAUAAAAUAAAAUUUAUCAGCAUAAAUAUUUCCUAGUGAAUAGUCCCUAUCCAAAACAUACAAAAAUUACUCCCUUAUUUGAGCUGACAUUUUCUCGGAAAGAAUAUUCGCGCGGCCAUUAACUUAUUGAUCAAACAACAAAUAAAUAAAAAUAUAAAAAAAAUAUAAAACAAAACAAACAAAAUAAAGAGGCAAAUAAAUCUAAAACCCUGCCAAAACCCUUGUUUUCGCUCAGAAGAAUUCUGAAGCUUCGGUCCUCCACAAUUCCAUUGGCACCAUGUGGAAGCAGCCCUUGGACGUUGUUAAGGCCAAUGUGUCCUCCAACCCAAGGACCUGGAUCGUCAUCGGUCUUAGCGUCGCCGGGAUCGUGAUCGUGGCCGAGACUCAACGGCGAAGACGACGAAGCAGAGCCCAAAUCAUGCUCAGAGAACCAUUUCUGGAGCCUCGCUUCGACCUUCUUCCCUUUCCUCAGCCCCCUCCUCCCGCCGCCAGACAACCCCUUGCUUCCCUCACCUUCGCCAUCAGCGACAUAUUUGAUGUGAAAGGGUAUGUGACGGGGUUUGGGAGCCCGGAUUGGGCGGGAACGCAUGAAGCGGCUACGAAGACGGCGUUGGUGGUGACGGCCCUCUUGAAGAAUGGGGCUACUUGCGUUGGAAAAACAGUCAUGGACGAACUCAACUUUGGGAUUACUGGUGAGAAUGUGCAUUAUGGAACGCCUGUGAAUCCGCAAUUACAGUCGCAUAUCCCGGGAGGUUCUUCCAGUGGUUCUGCUGUGGCUGUUGCGGCUGGUCUCGUUGACUUUGCUCUUGGUAUUGAUACGACUGGAUGUGUGAGAAUUCCAGCAUCAUUUUGUGGCGUCAUUGGGUUCCGACCGUCACAUGGGGCUGUAUCUAUGAUUGGAGUCUCGCCAAAUUCACAGAGUUUAGACACUGUUGGAAUUUUUACCAGAGAUCCAUCUAUUCUGCACCAUGUUGGACAUGUUUUGCUUCAACUAAAGUCAGUGGAAACUAAAAGGCCAAGGCGCCUUAUUUUUGCUGAUGACCUCUUUCAGCUUUCUAAAGUUCCUACAGAGAAGACAGUACAGGUUGUCACCAAAGCAAUUGAACAUCUAUCUGGGUACCAACCUCCGAAGCAUAUGAAUUUUAGUCAGUAUGUUGCUUCAAAUGUACCCGGUUUAAAAGGAUUUCGUGAAGAAUCCGUAAAACAUCAAAAUGAAAUAUUUACUUUGAAAGCUCUCUCUUCUGUGAUGCUUUUGUUACAAAGAUGUGAAUUCAAAACCAAUCAUGAAGAAUGGGUUAAAUCAGCGAAACCAAGGCUAGGACCUGAUGCAUCAGAUCAUGUUCGUGCAGCAAUUGACUCUACACAUGAAAACAUGAAAACCCUAUAUAAAGUAAGGACUGAGAUGAGAGCUGCUCUUCAAAGUCUCUUAAAGGAUGAUGGAAUAUUAGUGAUUCCCACAGUUGCAGAUCCUCCAUUAAAGCUAAAUACAAAGAAAAGACAGUCAUCUGAGUUCAACGAUAGAACAUUAGCAUUAUCAAGCAUUGCCAGCAUGUCUGGGUGCUGUCAGGUUACAAUUCCAGUAGGAAAGCACAAAGAAAGUCCCAUCUCUAUUUCAUUCAUCGCAUUCCAUAGUGUUGAUAAAUUUCUCCUCGAUACAGUCUUGGAUAUGUACUCUUCAAUUCAGGAGAAAGUCAGCAUUGCAUCCCAUUCAUCGCCAUUGCCAGAUACCAAUGAUAACCUGGAUGUUUCAGAACUCUUAAAAGAGAAGGGAAAUGCUGCAUUUAAGGGAAAGCAAUGGAAUAAGGCUGUCAAGUACUAUACUGAAGCUAUAAAAUUAAACAUGACGAGCGCAACUUAUUAUUGCAACCGGGCAGCUGCUUACUUGGAAUUAGGGUGCUUCCAGCAAGCUGAAGAGGAUUGCAGUAAGGCAAUAUCACUUGACAAAAAGAAUGUGAAGGCAUAUAUGAGACGUGGAACAGCCAGAGAAUCACUUCUUUGUUAUAAGGAUGCUGCUCAAGAUUUCAAGCAUGCCCUUGUUCUUGAACCUCAAAAUAAGGUUGCCAAUCUUGCUGAAAAAAGACUAAGGGAACUGAUGAGCUGAUUCCCUGCAAACAACAAUUAUACGGUGUAAUACUCGUAUCAAAGAAAAUUGAGAGAAAGAGGCUGAUGUUUUGUUUAGCGGCUGCAACAAGUUUUUUGGUCAGUCUUAUGUGCAUAUUUAGUUUCUCUUGUAAUUAAUCAUGCUUUGGACUACCGUUGAGAGGCCUCUCUAUAUAAGUGAUGGAUGCUUGCUUAUAUGAUCUCUUUUUGAGAAAUUGAGAGCUGCCGUACUUUAUUUGUCCCACACGCAAAACAUUAUAAAAGGAAAAAGAAAUAGAUUUCCAUCUUUUAAUUUUGUGAAA
Prunus persica (peach) is the source of this 2738-nucleotide messenger RNA. Its product is annotated as outer envelope protein 64, mitochondrial. The transcript has 13 exons. The record is from RefSeq and is a predicted model, not a curated record. Gene Ontology annotation, molecular function: protein binding. The coding region runs from base 614 to 2437 and encodes 607 amino acids. NCBI's taxonomy places the organism in Eukaryota, Viridiplantae, Streptophyta, Magnoliopsida, Rosales, Rosaceae.